CAAAUGUCAAAGGUCACAAUCAGCAUGGCGAACUCAGUGAACAUAUCUCUAGAAUUCAGUGGAGGCGCCGAGUUGUUGUUUGACAUGGUGAAGAGACAUGACGUCACACUGCCAGAGAACAGCCAGCCUUGGACCAUCAAGUCACUUCUGGUGUGGAUCAGAGACAAUCUGCUGAAGGAGAGACCAGAGCUGUUUGUACAGGGAGAUACUGUGAGACCGGGGAUCUUGGUUCUAGUCAAUGAUGUGGAUUGGGAACUCAUGGGAGAACUGGAGUAUCAGUUGGAGGAAAACGACAGAAUAGUUUUCAUCUCAACCUUACACGGAGGCUGAUACAUGUGUGUGUGUGUGUGUGGGGGGGGGGUAUGUUGCUACUGUCAAGUUGUAAAAAAAUAUCCAGUGUCAAAUGAAGUAUGCACUGCGAUUUUUUUUACCUAGAUAUCAGAUAUGUAGAGGAUUUCUAUGUAAACUUAAGGUUGUAAAAUUAGUUUAGGAUGAGAAAUUAAAACCUUUUCGUCCUCAGCUUUGUAACUUUGCAUGUAACAUUUGCAAAACAAUUACCAGCACAUAUUGUUUACCUUCACGUGGUCUAGCCUAAUAAAAUGCUAGUACUA
Molecule: messenger RNA, 611 nt
Organism: Branchiostoma belcheri (Belcher's lancelet)
Lineage: Eukaryota; Metazoa; Chordata; Leptocardii; Amphioxiformes; Branchiostomatidae
Product: ubiquitin-related modifier 1-like
Exons: 5
Coding region: 4-330 (108 amino acids)
Biological process (GO): protein urmylation; tRNA thio-modification
Cellular component (GO): nucleus; cytoplasm
Molecular function (GO): protein tag activity
Source: RefSeq, a predicted model, not a curated record